GUCGUUGCCGCCGCCGCCGCCGCCGCCGCCAUGCCUGGCCAUCGCCAAGAGGCCGAAGGGCUCCUUGCCCGGGAGCCCGAGAGCAUGGGGGGAGACUUGGAAGACUACAUCUAUGAGCAGCCCGAGCCUAGAUGGAGGCAACGCCUAAGGGGACGCUUGCCCUUUCUUCGAUCCAAACUCUGCAGAGGGAUAGCGCUCGGCCUUGUACUUCUCACCAUAACCAGUAUCUUCCUGGUCGCCUCCAUAAAAUCAUUGCGAGAUGGCGUCAUAGAUACACCUGCGCCAUCGGUACCCCAAGAAUCUUCCGUCUUGGGACCUCCCGAUGGCCCGCCGAAUUCCGACACGCCAAGGCCCAAGCCCGAUCCGCCGAAGCCUGCGCCCACGGCCUACCCGCCGUUUGAUCGCGAACUCACGUUCCCGGACAACUCGCGGUGCAAGGGUGGAGACUUUAGGAAGUCCAGCAGGUACCUGCUCGCCGUGGAGGCCGGCAGGACUCUGCUAGUGAAGGAGGCUACCCUGAAAGACACGACCGAGCAGGGGGCCUACGUGCAGGUCUACGGCGACGUCGUUUUCCGCAAGUCGGACGACGGCAACGCAGCCGCCACCAUCCAGCUCAGGGCCAACGACGAGAGCAUCGUGGCGAACCAGGACUUUGACUCGUCGGCCCAAAGCCUGGUAGUCAAGGUCCCGCACAAGAUCCCGUGGAACGACAAGGAAAAGUCGCCAUGCCUGCAAGUCCGCAUCACAGUCACCGUCCCCGAGGGCAGCAAGCUUGACAGCCUCCAGGUCACCACCCAGACCCUCGGUGUCAAGUUCCUCGACAACCUAUCGAUAGGCGUCACCAAGUCCACCCUCGUCCGCACUAUCUCGGGUCAAGUCGGCGCGGCGGUUAAUGGUGAAAACGAUCUCGACGAGCUUGCUCACCACGGGGCUCCGCGCCACUUCCGCCUCGACUCCCGCUACGUUUCCAUCAAAACCACGUCGGCGGACAUUGUGGGCUCGUGGCCUCUGUUCGACCUCCUGGCGCUCGAGACCACGUCAGGCACCAUCAAGGCGGGCGUCGACCCCAAACCUGUCGACGAGGACAAGCCCCGCGACGCCAAGCUCAUGAUCAAGUCGACCUCAGGAAACGUUGAGUUCUGGGAGCCGGUGCACCAGGCGCGCCGGGUGCUGUUGAAGCAGCAAGAACAGUCCGGGCAGGCCAACGUGCUCGCCCCGCCGCCGCCCCGGCCCGCCGAGGAGCUGCUGCCGCCCCGCGAGUACAUGGUAGACGUGCACACGACGUCGGGCAGCAUCAAGGGCGCCGUCGCCUUCACGUACUCGGCCCGCAUCCGCUCCACCUCGGGCACCGCCGCCGUCGACCUCCUCCCCGUGCUGCCGGCCGAGCUCGCGGUGAAGCCGACGCGCUUCGCCAGCCUCGACACGUCGUCGACGAGCGGCGCCACCGCCCUCCGCGUCCUGGACCCCUUCUGGGUCGAGGGCGACAACAAAUACAGCACGGCGCCGCCCCCGCCCCCGCCCCCGCCGCGACCGCCCAUCGUCUCUCCCGGCCAGAUCAUGCCGCCCCUCAACAGCCCGGGCCAGGACCUGGGCGACCCGGAGCGCGGCAUCGUCGUUCCCGUCGGCGGCGGCGGCGGGGCCUACAACGUGCCGCCCACCACGGGCCCGUCCAUCAUCACCCCGUCGCUGCCGACCGCGUCGAGGAGGAGGCGCGGCCCGCCCGCGGGCGCCGAGAGGUUCCUGCGCGUCCUCCGGGCCAAGCACAGCACCACCAGCGCAAACAUCGGCGUGCGGCUGCCGGGCUGCUGGGAGGGCGACAUCGACGUCGGCACGCGGUCCGGGCGCAUCGACAUCGAGGGCAAGGGCGUCCGGGUCGUCAAGAAGGGCGAGGACCUGCCCGGGUUCAACAGGCACGUCCUCGCCCGCAAGGGCGCCCAGGGCCAGGGCGACAGCUCGCCCGUCGCUAUCACAACUGUCAGCGGGGACGCCGAGGUGGCCGUCGGCGGCAAGGUAUAAGGGUUUCUUUUUUGGGUCACUUGGGUCUGGCUGUGUAAUUUUUCUUGCUGUUUACUUGCGCUACUUUCUGUUUGUCGCCCUGGGCGAUUCGUACUAUCACAGGGACGCAGGGAAACGGCGUUAUCUCGUAUUUUAUGGCAUUGUUUCUUGUCUCACUCUUCUUUUCGGCCGCAUAACCCGAUCGUUCUAUACCAAGCAGCAUGGUUUUUGGCUCGUUGCCUUGCAACCGACGAGUUGCCAUCUCUUGUUGUUCCCGAUGCACAAGCUCUCGAGAGUCGGUCACCGGAUAGUACCGUACAACGCCGUAUGGUCUGGUUAGUGUUACCCAAAACGGGGUUCGUGAGAUGGAAGGAAUGUUGGGCUGGGAGGAGUAGGGGAUUCAAGCGCAAAAGGAAAGACGAGGACGUGCUUGUGGACUAUUGUCUAGCACCUACAAACAAACACACGCAUGCAAACCCAACUAGUGGGCAGAAACAACUCUAGCACAACACGUACUACUUCACUCUCUAUGUCCAUUCGGUGGCGGUAUCAAUCUGGGAAAAGAGAAAUACAAUGUGCGCCUUUGUGUGCACGACGUGGG
This is a messenger RNA of Gaeumannomyces tritici R3-111a-1, 2596 nucleotides long. RefSeq lists its product as hypothetical. NCBI's taxonomy places the organism in Eukaryota, Fungi, Ascomycota, Sordariomycetes, Magnaporthales, Magnaporthaceae. The record is from RefSeq and is a predicted model, not a curated record. The coding region runs from base 31 to 2016 and encodes 661 amino acids. The transcript is spliced from 2 exons.